AUAGUCAAUACGCAGCAUCUCAAUAUGCUAAGUCUUUUAUGAAUCUAGAUAUCCUGCAAUCGGACGACUUCCUUGACUUCCUAAGCCAAGCAGGUCGUACUACAACCUCAUUUUCUGAUUACUCUCUUCCGCCUAUACGACACUAUUAUACAAUUCGUGCACCGGAAUCACUUCGUCGUGUUAGUAAGCACCUCCAAAAGCAUUGGAUCCUCUUUAACGACAACCUAACCGACCCUGAUAUGGAGAGUUCCCGGAAGAGUUUUGUUGAGUGGUGGCUAAAGACAGAAUCCGGUGAGAAGGAGGACUUACAGACCAAGCAAAAGACAUCUGAUGUUUGGGACUGCUUUGAUCAAGUUGCACAAGAGAAGACUGGUGAGCCUAAGGUAAUGUGUAGGCGCUGCCAGGCUGUUCUUAUUCAUCCAAGUCAUCGUCGGGCAGGGACGUCUCCGAUGAAGAUAUAUAUGAAAAGCAUUACAUGUGCGAAGCCUUCGGGCUCAAAGAAGCAGGGCAUUAAUGAACUUCUACAGAAUAUGCCCGGCUUCCAUUCCGGAUCAUCGAGCAUGCUAGUUUCAGAAGUCUUCUUGAUUAUGCUCGGAUUGCAGACUUAA
This is a messenger RNA of Penicillium odoratum, 608 nucleotides long. RefSeq lists its product as uncharacterized. The record is from RefSeq and is a predicted model, not a curated record. The coding region runs from base 39 to 608 and encodes 189 amino acids. The transcript has 3 exons. NCBI's taxonomy places the organism in Eukaryota, Fungi, Ascomycota, Eurotiomycetes, Eurotiales, Aspergillaceae.